CUAUACUAAGUAGUUGGCUAAUGUCUGGUUAGCCUGUUAGCACCAAACACAGACAACAUCUGUACGUGUAGAGGUGGUUCACUGUCUGAACAAUGGCCAAAAGAAGAGAUCUGUCUAACAUGGUGAUUGCUUGUCAUUGGGCCUCUUGUACAUUUAAUGGACAAAGCAUGGAGGAACUUGGUGACCACAUUUCUGUGCAUUUAAAGGAGCAUCUUAAUGAUGGUGAUGCCAUGGAAGAGCUUGAUGACUAUCCAUGUUUGUGGCAGGGCUGUGAGUUUUUGGCUAUGGGAAGCCCUAACGAGCUUGUCGCCCAUGCACACUUCCAUAUCUUUCACAGCAAACUGAAAUAUAUUGGGACUCAACUGCUGCAGUCUCACCCUGAACUGCCCAGCUGCACUCAGGAUCUGCACAGCAACAACCUGGUCACUGACAUUUCUGAGGGCUUUGUGUGCCAGUGGGAACACUGUGAUAGUUCUUUUAAUAAUCCUGAGUGGUUCUAUCGCCAUGUUGACAUGCAUGCACACUGUACUGAGUUACAACCACUUCCUGAUCAACAACAGGCUCUUUUCUGCUCCUGGAAGGGCUGUGAUGCUUUCUUUAAGAUCAAGUAUCGUCUGCGGGAGCACCUGCGCAGUCACACUCAGGAGCGCCUGGUGGCUUGUCCUACCUGCGGCUGCAUGUUCUCCAGCAACACCAAGUUCUUCGAUCACAUUCAAAGACAGGCUGAGCCUGAGGAUUCUCUCACGUGUGACCAUUGUGACAAGGGCUUUGCUAAUGAGAGACUGCUCAGAGACCAUGUUCGGCAGCAUGUGAAUCACAUCAAGUGUCCACUCUGUGACAUGACCUGCACCUCCCUGUCCACACUUAAGAUCCACAUCAAGUUCCGCCACUGUGACGAGCGCCCGUUCCCCUGUGACUUCUGCGAGAGCAGCUUCAAGAACCAGCAUGAUCUGCGAAAGCACAUGGAGACCCAUAACGAAGGGGCAGCUUACCACUGCACGGAGGAGGGCUGUGGGUACUCGUCACGCAUGGCGCACACCAUGAAGCAGCACUUCAAGAGAGUACAUCAGGGGAACAUGGUGUCGAGGUAUAAAUGUCAUCUUUGUGACAAGAAUUUUUCAUGGUGUUACACCCUGACCCUUCACCUGCGCAAAAAACAUCAGCUCAAAUGGCCGUCUGGACACUCACGAUUUAGAUAUAAAGAGGAUGAGGACGGCUACCUGAGACUGAACAUGGUUCGUUUCGAGACUGUGGAGGUUACGCAAGAGCUGAUCAAGAACAUGGCAGAAAAGCGAACCCCACGCAAACUAUCUGGCUCCAGCACUCAGUAUAAAAGGCCAGCAAUGCAGCAAGAGAGCAGCAGUGAUACACACCCUUCAUACCUCUCCUCUUCAUCCUCCUCUUCCUCGUCCGUGGCUGAGCUGGUGAACGAGGACAACGUUAAUGGUGCUGUAAGGCAGGACGGAGAUCCUGUGUACUGUGUACUGAGCACGGUGACUGAGCUGCACGGUGAUGUGGAGAACACUGCGCGGUCAGGUGUGGAGUCCGGAGCCGUGAAAGCUCUGGCGGCUGUAGCUCGAGGACUGGGGAUGAAUGUAGUGUGAGGUGUAGUUACACAAGACUCGAACACUUGAUCCAGCAUCGGCAUGCUGUGUCUGGUUUACAUGAGGCCUCAUAAGAGCCGCAGGUUCAGAAAUGCAGUUUUAGCAGGUUUCUUAGUUUGAGUUUUGAAAGGAUUUUAGGCAUUUUUAGUAGUUUUAACAAAUACCAACCUUUUAAAUGUUAUAAUUAAUAUCUGUAAUCACUCGUCUCUGUUUUAGAGAGAUCAGUUGUUUGAUCAGAACUGUUUACAGUGAGGAACGAUUUCAGUCUAAACCACUAAACAUUCCCUCAGAUUUUGUCAGCAAGAAUGUUUUUCCUGCUUUUUAAAAUAUAUAGAUAAUUUUUUUAUUAUUAGGGCUGUCAAAUUCACUUUGUAAUUACUGUAACUGCAUAACAAAAUUGACACAUCACUAUAUUCUGUUUCAAUGCUUGAUAUGCUGUAAUUAUUUCCCACCUGAAUUCCUAAAAAUUCCUAAUCAGCAGGUAAUUCAGCUUCACUUUUACUGCUGUAAUAUUCGACGUAUGUCUGAGUGUGAUCACUGUGCAGCUGUAACUUCAUUUUUAUAAUAAAACGUGUUUUUAUUCAUCUGAAGCCGGUCUUAA
Molecule: messenger RNA, 2205 nt
Organism: Trichomycterus rosablanca
Lineage: Eukaryota; Metazoa; Chordata; Actinopteri; Siluriformes; Trichomycteridae
Exons: 10
Coding region: 93-1604 (503 amino acids)
Source: RefSeq, a predicted model, not a curated record